AUGUAUGGAAUCAUACACCUUUUUCUGGAUGAAAUCUACAUUUACAACCCUGCACAUCUUAUCCCAUCUUUCUCCUUCUGUCUGCAGCAGCUAACUGGCUCUUUGUUGGCAGUGGCAUUCCUCACCUCCUUUGGGAGCUCCAUGCUUUAUGGCUACAAUCUGGCUGUGGUCAACUCCCCUGCUGUGUACAUAAAGGACUUUUACAACAAGACAGCACUGGACCGUAAUGGAACAGGACUCAGUGAGGAGACCUUGACCCUCAUGUACUCUCUCACUGUGUCUGUCUUCGCUAUUGGAGGUCUGCUGGGCUCCCUCAUUGUGGGCAUACUGGUCACUCGCUUUGGCAGGAAAGGCACAGUAGUAAACACAACAGUGCUGGUGUUCAUUGCUGGCACACUCAUGGGCUUUAGCAGGAUUUGUAGUUCACCUGAGAUGGUCAUCAUUGGCCGCUUCAUCACAGGAAUUCACUCAGGGAUCUCUCUUAGUGUUGUACCAAUGUACCUGGGUGAGAUAGCGCCAAAAAACCUGCGAGGCUUCCUUGGUCUUGUGCCGAGUAUCUUUAUUGGCACCGGAGUCUUCGCUGCCCAAAUCCUCGGCCUCCAUGAGCUUUUAGGAAAGGAGGAGCACUGGCCCGUCUUUCUUUCAGUGGUGGUGCUGCCCACCUUCAUCCAGUUGAUGCUGUUGCCAUGGUUCCCAGAAAGCCCCAGGUACCUGCUGAUUGAAAAGCACAAUGUCCAUGCCACCAUCACAGCUCUGAAGUGGUACAGAGUCAAAUGUAACAUCCAGGCUGAGAUUGAAGAGAUGCAAGAGGAGCAGCGGUCCCUGUCAUCAGUGGAGACGCUGUCAGUAUGGAAACUGUUGCUGGAUGAUACAGUCCGCUGGCAGGUGCUCAGUGUGGUGGUCAUCAACAUCGGCAUGCAGCUGUCUGGCAUUGAUGCUAUCUGGUUCUAUACCAAUGACAUCUUUGAGAAUGCAGGUGUCCCAGCACCAGAGAUCCAGUAUACCACAGCAGGAACAGGAAUAAUAGAGAUCAUCGCUGGACUCAUUGGGUGUUUCACCAUAGAGAAGCUGGGACGAAGGCCUCUCAUGAUCGGGGGCUUUGCCACAAUGGGCAUCUGCAGUGCUGGAAUAACAUUAGCCCUAAUUUUACAGACUCACCUGUCCUUCAUGCGCUACAUCAGUGUCUGCUGUGUGGUCGGCAUCAUCGCUGGCUUCUGUAUCGGUCCAGCCGGUGUUCCCUUCCUGAUCACAGCAGAGCUGUUUAAACAGUCCCAUCGCCCAGCAGCCUACAUUGUAGGAGGAUCACUCAACUGGCUGUCCAACUUCACUGUAGGCUUCGUCUUCCCCUUCUUACAGAUGUCAGCGGGGUCUUACUGCUACUUGGUAUUUGGUGCCAUUUGUCUGUCAGUGGCAAUGUAUGUCUAUAUUGUGAUCCCGGAGACCAAAAACAAGACGUUCAUGGAGAUCAGCCGGAUGUUCUCGAAAAAGGAGGCAGUCCUGGAGACCCAGGGCCUGAUCCAUGGGGACCAGCUGAAGCUGAAGAAGAUGAACGGCUAUGGUGGUGUUGAACAUGCUUCCCUGGAGUUCGACAGUUCUUCUUCUGUACCUUAACUGAGCUUCAGGUUCUCCCUUUGACUUCAAAACCAUUCAGUACCUUCUAUGAUUCAUUCUACUGUUUUGAUGUGUACACUUAAACCAAACACCACCUCAUCUGGACUCAGUGAAGCUGGACUUUUCACUUGGAUCACACUCAGGUUCAAAACAAAGGUGGAAAUACAGUACAUUUCUAGUAAAUUAACUUAUCAAUUUAAUAUUUCAGUCUGUUUGAGCCAUUACAGGAAAAUUCCAGUUAAUUUUAAUUUGGGACUUAUUAUUAUAGGUUUGGCCAUUCUUCUGAUCAGUGUUGACAACACUGAGCCUCAUGCAAAAAACAAAUGGCAAUAAUAAAAUAAAAUUUGUACUAAACUGUAGUUUUCGUUCAGAACACCGUGACAUUCCAUGUUUUGAACAGUAACUUCAUCACAGAAAUGUAAAAAUGACUUAGCAUUAUUGGGCAGAGGGCUAUUAUAUACUAAUAUGGCACUUUAAAAAAACAACAACAACAACAAUAAUGUUGUAGUAGUGUUUUUAAUGUAACAAAAAUGUAACAUGUACAUAAGUAUUCACACCCUUUGCCAUGACAUUCAA
Messenger RNA from Scatophagus argus, 2187 nucleotides. RefSeq names its product solute carrier family 2 member 15a (gene slc2a15a). The record is from RefSeq and is a predicted model, not a curated record. The transcript is spliced from 11 exons. Gene Ontology annotation, cellular component: membrane. The coding region runs from base 1 to 1611 and encodes 536 amino acids. Gene Ontology annotation, biological process: monosaccharide transmembrane transport. Gene Ontology annotation, molecular function: hexose transmembrane transporter activity. NCBI's taxonomy places the organism in Eukaryota, Metazoa, Chordata, Actinopteri, Scatophagidae.